AUGCACCACGAACGAGGCGGCCGGAUGCGCGUCGGCCAGCGCGCCGUGCUGCGGUGUGGCGUAGUGACGCAUCGUGUCGCGGCGCGCAUCCGGCCCGUGACCGCCGCCGGAAGCCGCCACCAGGUGCCCCAGGCCGCUCCUCCAGUCUGCACGCCGUCGCCGACCCGUUGCACCUUCUACACUGCCAGACCACGGCCCAAGCUGGGGUCCCUGCUCAGCAGGUUCUGCUACGCUUCCGGACUCCCUGACGACAUGGCAGCCGACUGCCUGCAGGGUACCCUCCGCUUGUCGUCCGAAGAGACGGACGACGACGUCGUGGAAGAAGCUGAAGAAGGGCUGUACAAGGGCUCGACGGCGCAGGGCGUAGAGUGCGGGACGCGAGCCGAGCGGCCGCGGACGCUCCGCCGCCUGCGCAGCGUGUACGAGGGAGGCGGCGCCGGAGGCGGCGUCGGGGGCGGCUCCGGGGGCGCCGCGGACGCCGGAGCUACCGCCAACGGCCGUGCCUCUGGCGAAGACGCUGACAAGCCCAGUGCCGGCUCGCUGUCCAUCUUGAGCCCGUUCGACGAGCAGGAGGAGUGGGCUAAGAUCUCGGAGAUCAUGGCCUCGUUUGGCACCGGGCUCGUCCGCGAGUCCGUCUUCGUCAGCGAUCUCGAGAAGGAGUUUCAGAGCAGGCUCGGCCUACACAGCCCGGGCGGCGUGCAGACGCCGGUCGGCGAGUGGCUGGCCUCGCUGGGGUUGGCCGGCUACGAGCCCAUGUUCCUGUCCAGCGGCUACGACGACAUCGACUUCAUCAACGGCGUGCUGGAAGAGCGCGACCUGAAGGAGAUGGGCGUGGACAGCGAGCGCGAGCGUGCGACCAUCCUGCGCGCGGCGCAGUCGCUGCCGUGCCGCGUGCCCGCGGUCGCCGCCGCCGCCGCCGCGACGCCGCCUCCGGGCGCCGCCCCCGGGGGCCCCUCCGGCGAGGUGGACGCGUGGCUGUCGUCGCUGCGGCUGGACUGCUACCGCGACACUUUCCGCCGCCACCUCUACUGCGACAUGGCGCGCGUGCGCCGCGUCUGGGAGGUGGAGCUGUCGGCCGUGCUGGACAUCGGCCGCGUCGGCCACCGCCGCCGCAUGCUCGCCUCCGUGGGCGGCGCCAGGCCGCCGGACCUCGAAGGCCUCAGCGCAGACCUCGACCAGCUGAAGAGCAACAUCCAGCAGCUGAAGGACGAGAUCCGCGAGAAGCUGCCGGCGUCGGCCGCCUCCGCCUCCGCCCCCGCGCCGCCGUGCGGCACGCUGGGCCGCCCCCGCAAGGCGCGGCCGGCGCCGCAGCCGCCGUCCGACCUGAGCAUCCGCGAGCCGGCGCAGCUGCUGGUGGGCGUGCCCUCGGCGCUCACCACGCGCUGGCGCCACCGGCCGCACGCGCUCGUCUCCGGCGCCGUCACCUACGUCGCCAACUACCUGGGUUCGACGCUGGUUAAGGAAUUGCGUGGCACCGAGUCGACCAAGAAGUCCAUCCAGAAGCUGAAGAAGACGCCACGGGAGUCUCGUACCACGCCCGACAUUGCGCUGUGCAUCUCGUACCGCGGCGUCAAGUUCCUCAACACCGUCACCAAGGAGCUGGUCUGCGAGCACGAGAUUCGCAACAUCCACUGCGCCUGCCAGGACGCGGACGACAUGACGCACUUCGCCUACAUCACCAAGGACCACGGCAGCUCCAGCCACUUCUGCCACGUCUUCUGCGUCGACACCAUGGACCAGGCGACGGAGGUGAUCCUGACGCUGGGCCAGGCGUUCGAGGUGGCCUACCAGAUGGCGCUGCGCGACCAGCUGACUCCGCAGCACAACCACCACCACCACCCUGCCGGUGUCAAUUCUAACAACAACAACAAUAAUAACAAUAACAACAACAACGGGCACACCCGGUCGCAGUCGGCGUCGCAGCCGCCGGGGUCGUUGGCGGUGCAGCCUCCGCCUCAAGGCCACUCGCGUUCUCACUCGGCCAACGACAUCAAGGUGGGCGCGUCGCCCCACGCCGCCCCCGCCGCCGCUUCCACCCCCGGCGCGACCUCUCCCGCCCCCGAAGCCCUGGCCGAGGAGCUGUAG
Messenger RNA from Schistocerca serialis cubense, 2085 nucleotides. RefSeq names its product ankyrin repeat and SAM domain-containing protein 1A-like. Gene Ontology annotation, cellular component: cytosol. The record is from RefSeq and is a predicted model, not a curated record. The transcript is spliced from 10 exons. Gene Ontology annotation, molecular function: protein binding. Lineage: Eukaryota; Metazoa; Arthropoda; Insecta; Orthoptera; Acrididae. The coding region runs from base 1 to 2085 and encodes 694 amino acids.